Messenger RNA from Siniperca chuatsi (mandarin fish), 1095 nucleotides. Its product is annotated as SOSS complex subunit C-like. Gene Ontology annotation, biological process: DNA repair. Gene Ontology annotation, cellular component: SOSS complex; nucleus; nucleoplasm. The record is from RefSeq and is a predicted model, not a curated record. The transcript has a single exon. Lineage: Eukaryota; Metazoa; Chordata; Actinopteri; Centrarchiformes; Sinipercidae. Bases 215 to 529 code for a protein of 104 amino acids.
GCCGGAAGUAUUUACAUUCUAAUCUGUUAGCAUACAGCAACUAGCGUAAAGCACCUAAACUUCAUAGCUAUUUCUGGCUGUUUUUUGCUCCAUGUCUGUCAUAACCAAAAAGAAACUACAACGACGUUAGCUGGACAAGCACAUAACGUAAAACACACCAUCAGAUAUCUGCUUCAUGGACUUGUUAAACCUUUAUUUUGUCCGCUAAACUGAUAUGGCUGCUAACCCUCCAGGACCAGGCGGCUUUCAGAACAAGACCCGGGUGGCCAUCCUGGCGGAGCUGGACAAGGAGAAGAGGCGGCUGAUGCAGAGCCAGUCCAUGAACAGCCCCGGAGCGAACAUCCCUCUGUCGUCCAGACCCAGCCUGAAGGAGGUGAGGGACAGCGCGGAGCAGCAGCACAUCGCCGCCCAGCAGAAGGCCGCCCUGCAGCACGCUCACGUCCACUCGACCGGCUUCUUCAUCACUCAGGACUCCUCGUUUGGGAACCUCAUCCUCCCGGUGCUCCCCCGGCUGGAGCCCGACUUUUGACUGUGAACCUUCAUCCAAAUACUGACCAGUGCCCCGGCCCGGGGGAACAUUGACAACAACUUAAAGUUAAAUGAUACACGUUGUUCUAUGUCUCUUUUUUUGCGUUAUCUACGUGUAAUCAAUCUAACAGUGAUUUAGGCAUCCAAAAAACUCCACUGACAGAAUAAAAUACGAUAUUUAAACGCAAACAGUGCUUUUAUAUUAGCAGGGGUGUAGUUAGGGAAUCUGGGUCCCCAGAAAGAACAGUGCUGGCAGCCCUCCUGUAAUGAAUUAAUACAUUCUGCUGUAAUUAUACAAUCAUCAUUACCUUUCUCAUCACUAAUGAUGACUUUUACAUGUUGUCAGGCAAACAGGAUGCCCAGUCAUGAUACAUGUAGAGCUAUAUAAGAGUGUAAUAACACAUUAACUGCUUAUAGUCAAAGCUUUUCUAUGGAAGGGAGUGAUGGAGACAGAAAGGUGACAAAGGGGAGGGAAAGCAUUUGCUUUUUGAGAGUUGGAAAGGCAAAAGCAAGAGGACAGAAAGGGACUUUUUACACAAGACUAUGAAAAUAAAACUAAACAGAGAC